AUGAAUAUACCGGAGAGGGACUUCCAACGGAAGCGAAGGUUACGGCCGCCAUUUCAAAACUACCUUAGCACCAACUCAGAGCGUCUGAAGCGCAGCGAAGUCUAUACCGCCAUCCAAAGCUACCUUAGCGCCAACUCUUCUAUGCGCGCCAAGCGGUUAAAGGCUGAUGUUGUUAAAGAUAACCAAUCUGUUGUUCUUACUAUGGAUGAUCAUGAAGAAAUUACUGAUGACUUCAAUGGAAUCAAAAUCUGGUGGUCUUCAAGGAAAAAUACCCCCAGAACACAGUCUUUUUCCCUCUAUCCUGACAGGGAUGAGAGAAGAUAUUUUAAUCUCACUGUCCAUGGGCGUCAUAGAAAAACCAUUAUGACGUCUUACAUAGAUCAUGUUAUUAAAGAAGGGAAAGCGAUUUCUGUUAAGAAUAGGCAGAGAAAGCUUUAUACUAAUAAUCCAAGUGAUAAUUGGUAUGGAUGGAAAGCUACCAAAUGGAGUCAUGCGGUGUCUAAGCAUCCUGCGAGUUUUGAUACUUUGGCAAUGGCGACAAAGAUGAAAGAACAGAUCAAGAACGAUUUGAUCAAGUUUACUAAAGGGAAAGAUUAUUACGCCAAGAUUGGGAAAGCUUGGAAAAGAGGUUAUUUGCUUUUUGGUCCACCAGGAACUGGGAAGACGACGAUGGUUGCUGCUAUGGCUAAUUUCUUGAAUUAUGAUGUUUAUGAUCUUGAAUUAACUACAGUUAAGGAUAACAGUGAGCUUAGAAGGUUAUUGAUUGAGACAACCAGUAAGUCCAUUAUUGUGAUUGAGGAUAUCGAUUGUUCUCUUGAUCUUACUGGUCAAAGAAAGCCAAAGAAGGAGAAAGAUGAUGAUGAAAAAGACGAGAAUAAAGAUCCGGUUUCUAAAAAGAAAAAGGAAUUAGAAGAAGAAGCAAGUAAAAGUAGCAAGGUGACUCUAUCUGGGCUUUUGAAUUUCAUUGAUGGGAUUUGGUCUGCUUGUGGUGGAGAAAGAAUUAUAGUGUUUACUACUAUAGUGUUUACUACUAACUAUGUGGAGAAACUUGAUCCAGCUUUAAUUAGAAGGGGAAGAAUGGAUAGGCAUAUAGAAAUGUCUUACUGUUGUUUUGAAGCCUUUAAGGUUUUAGCUAAGAAUUAUUUGGACAUUGAUUCUCAUGAACUGUUUGUGAAAAUUGAGAAAUUGCUGGAGGAAGUUAAAAUGACACCAGCUGAUGUUGCAGAGAAUUUGAUGCCAAAAUCAGUAGAUGAAGAUGAAGAGACUUGUCUGAAGAAUUUGAUUGCUGCUCUUGAGGAGGAAAAAUUGAAAGCAGAGCAAGAAGAGAAAGAGAAAGAGAGAGAAGAAAUUAAUGCAUAAUACGAGUUGAAUGAGAAGAAAUUUGUGUUAUAUUGUUGUAUGUUGUAUGAUUUAAAUUAUACGACACCCUUUUUAUAUAUAUUUAUUAAUGCAUAAUUAUGAUUUACAUUUUGCAUUAUAAAA
Molecule: messenger RNA, 1482 nt
Organism: Jatropha curcas
Lineage: Eukaryota; Viridiplantae; Streptophyta; Magnoliopsida; Malpighiales; Euphorbiaceae
Product: AAA-ATPase ASD, mitochondrial
Molecular function (GO): ATP hydrolysis activity; ATP binding
Source: RefSeq, a predicted model, not a curated record